AUGGCGUCAAUGGAGAUGACGGCGCCUGCUGCGGCUGGUGUCAAGAAACUGAUGUGUCGCGUGUGCCAGAAAGGAUUCACCAAGGCUGAACAUCUUCGACUGUCCGAUGCCAAGGCCACGCAAGGCAAUCGCAGGGCUAAUGGACGAUCGGACAGAGACAUGAGCGUUGUCUCCCAUUCCCGAUACCCUCCGUCGGCUGACCGGAAGGAUCUUCCAGAUACCGGAUCCAAACCCUAUGUCUGUAAAGAGUGUCGCCGGCCAUUUGCCCGCCAAGAUGCACUCACCCGCCAUGAGAAACUGCAUCAGCGGGACAUGAAUUCAAAGCAGGGCCCGUCGCCCCCUUCGGCGACCCCUUCGGCCUCGUUGGAUUCCAUGGCUUCUUGGGAUGCCGGUAGUGUGUCCACCACUGGUCCGGCGUCGACGUCGGCGACGACUCGGUCGUGGGAUGAGCCGCAGCCUGGGUCACAUCAUGGUCUGCAUAACGCCGCUGCUGAUCUGGAUUUUGCUCUCAUCUGGCCCGAUACGGAGGGUUUGUUUCAGAGCUUGAUGUCGGCCGACACCACGGACCAGUGGCAGAUGCCAUUAGGGACGCUGCCCUUUCCACCUGUAGUGCAGGAUAUAAACGGGAUGAAUUUCGGGUCCCCCAAUUCGUUUGAUGACCGAAGCUCUUCGGUCGGCACGAUCCCGUCGGGGGGAGGACAUCAGGCUGUGCGCGAUGUGACGGAGAUGGUAACGAGCUCAUCCUCGAGUGUCACCGCUGCCGUCAAGGCCACCUCCAUUACUUCAGUCUUCCUCGACGAAUGCUUGCACAUGUUCUUCGUCCGCUUCAUUCCGACCUUUCCCAUCUUACAUCGAGCCACUUUUGUUUUCCGCGAAUGCACACACGCUCUGCUACUCAAUGCCAUUGCAAUUGGGUCGCUGUACCUGGGUCCUAGCGACUCUGUCGCAAAAGGCGAAGCGUUAUGGCACCUGGCUCAUACGGCGGUUGCUACCUCGUGGCAGUCCUUUAUCACUCAUCACGGCCCGUACGACGCCUGCAAGGGUGUUCAGUUGAUGAUCACGGCAUUGCUGGGCCAAAUAUAUGGGGCACUCUCCAAGAACCGAGCCAUCCGCACUACAAGCCAAGUAUUUCGGCCCCUGGGCUUCUUUUGGGCGCGGCAUUGUGGAAUGUACGAUAGCGAGCCUUAUUCCAUGGAGAACCUCCCCUCUGCCGACGCGCCAUGUGCGGAGAAGGAACAUCAAUGGCGCAUUUGGGCGGCACGAGAAAUUCAACAGCGCGCCCUUCUGGCAUACUACGUUCUCGAUGGUCUUGUUGCGCAGAUGUCCGGCGAUGGAGCAUCCGCCCGCCAUGUCUCCAAUCCGUUGAGCCUCCCCAGUAAUGAGGCUGCUUUUGACGCCAGCACUCCCGAUGAAUGGCUGGUACAUAUGCGUUCGCAACAACCAGAUCGGUCCUCGUUUCGAAUGGUGUUCCGUGCCUUGUUUCCGCCAGUUGGUAACUUCAGAGCGCUGGAGUACGAAUUCUCCACGUUUGCGCUUCGCGUAGUGCUGGAAGGUCUUCAGUCCCUAGUGUCUGAUUGUGAUGAGCAUGAUCUUGCUGUCGGCGUGCCAGGUCGGUCUGAUGUACGCCGGGCACUGGCCCAAGUGCAUGAGACUAUCUCGAUGAGCAUUCACUUCUCUGCCGCGGAGCGACUGGAGAUACUGCUGCGGUGGCACACGGUCUGCCUGGACACCAUGAUCAACUCUACCGUCCUCUCCCGGCAUGUCUGUUCUCGGUAUAAUAUCGCACAGCACGUCUCGGGAGGUUGCCGGACAGUUCGCCCCGACUUCGACCUCCUCCAAUGGGUGAACACGGACGAUGCCAGGCGCGCAGUGCUCCAUGCUGUCGCCAUCCAAGAUAUCAUCGAGCAGCUUCCGCGCGGUCGCGCCCACGUUGUUCAUAUGCCCAGCUCACUAUUUGCUGCCGCGACCAUCUACGUCGUCUUCUCGCUUGCCGGUACCGCCACCGUCAACCUCCCCCGAACAAUCGUGUGGCAGGACGCGUUGCUGUCCCACUCCGAUCUCAACAUAGGCCAUGAGGACAUCCGACCUCCGUCUGGUUCAGAGACACGGCGCUUUGUGGACACCGAGCAAGGUGUAUCGCCCGCUCCAAUCGGCGGUACCGUUCGCAACCUCCUUUAUGAAUUGAACUCCAUGCAUAAGCUCUUCCGCUGCUUGUCAUCACAGUGGGGCAUUGCACAUGACAUGGAGAACAUCAUUGCUCAGUGGAUCCAACUGUGCCAUUAA
Messenger RNA from Penicillium canariense, 2283 nucleotides. RefSeq lists its product as uncharacterized. The transcript is spliced from 4 exons. Gene Ontology annotation, molecular function: DNA-binding transcription factor activity, RNA polymerase II-specific; RNA polymerase II cis-regulatory region sequence-specific DNA binding; zinc ion binding. The record is from RefSeq and is a predicted model, not a curated record. Gene Ontology annotation, cellular component: chromatin. Lineage: Eukaryota; Fungi; Ascomycota; Eurotiomycetes; Eurotiales; Aspergillaceae. Gene Ontology annotation, biological process: regulation of transcription by RNA polymerase II; DNA-templated transcription. The coding region runs from base 1 to 2283 and encodes 760 amino acids.